UUUCUACGACUUCAGUAUAAGAGCGAGAAAGCAUUUCAAAAGAAGCUCCAAACUCAGAUGGCAACGACCCUCCGAAAUAACGUAAAUCCUCCUCAAUUGUUUUUUCACGAUUUUUUCUUCCUUUUCUUCGAUUUUUCUUUGUUUUCUUCAUCAAUUCUUUGAUUUUUCGGCAAAAAUAAUUAUUUUCCGUAUAUUUAUUGAUUUUCGACAUUGACGCGAACGAUUGGGAUGGCACGGAAAUGGCUGGAUGAGAGAAAGUCGUGCAGAGUCGUCGCCUCUUCGACAUUGACUACAAGCGUCCGCUAAACCACCUCAUCCUUCCAUUUUGAUGAAAAUCAACAUAAAAAGGAACUAAAAAAUGAAGAAGCUGUGAAGUAGAUUCAAAAGAAAGUAGAAGAAUCGAGCCUCACGCGAAUACUUUGACAGGCAAACACAAGUUAAUAAGAGAUGCGAACAAUUCUCAUCGAUUGGUUCAGCGAUGCCGUGAAAGAGUACAAUUUCCAAAAGGAAACAUUUCAUCUCGCGGUGAUCCUCGUGGAUCUUGCUCUCCCAAUGUUCAAUAUUGAUAAAAUGCGAUUUCAACUGGUUGGAAUGACGUCGAUGAUGAUCACAGUGUAUGUUCAUAAUAAAAUAUUUCAAUGUAAUAAAAUACGACGAAAUCUUCCCACCAGCCGAGUACCCGACAUUAUUUUGAUGGAGCGAUUCUUGAUUGGAAAGCUCGAAUUUGUCGUCGCUAAGCCCACACUAUCUUGGCUCGGAUCAUGAUUUGCAAAGAGAAUUAACCUUACAAAAAAGAUGCGGAAUGCUGUCAAACUCCUCGAGCUGUCGCUGAUAGAUGAUCAUUUUCUACGUUACCGCCCAUCUGAUGCUGCUUAGAAUCACCGAAUCAACAAUUCGAUCAAGUGGCUGCUAAUAAUGGAUCCAAGGAAUCGGGAAUCGUCCAAAUUUAUUUUUUCAUUUUUCAUGUUGAAUAAACACAAUUUUUGGCAAUUUUUUUAA
Messenger RNA from Caenorhabditis elegans, 999 nucleotides. NCBI's taxonomy places the organism in Eukaryota, Metazoa, Nematoda, Chromadorea, Rhabditida, Rhabditidae. The record is from the annotation of a RefSeq genome assembly.